Messenger RNA from Monopterus albus (swamp eel), 1572 nucleotides. RefSeq names its product chromosome unknown C8orf82 homolog (gene cunh8orf82). The transcript has 4 exons. The record is from RefSeq and is a predicted model, not a curated record. The coding region runs from base 74 to 817 and encodes 247 amino acids. Lineage: Eukaryota; Metazoa; Chordata; Actinopteri; Synbranchiformes; Synbranchidae.
AAAACAGUACAGCUUCCAAGACUGUUGGAAGGACGGGCUGUAGCUAUGCACUGUGUGGAAUGUGAGUAAUGCCAUGAAUCACGUACAAAAGGGGAACUACAUCUUACUUUGGUUCACUACAGGCACAGACUGCUGCAAAGCUUUGACCGCUGUGCGCUGUCUGCCCGCCGGCUGCAUCGCCCCCAGAGCCGCCGCUACGUACAUCCAGGGCCAGAGCCCCGAGCCACGCAUUCGAGAGUACUUCUACUAUAUGGACCAUCAAGGACAGCUUUUCCUCGACGACACUAAAGUGAAGAACUUUGUCACCUGCUUCAAAGAUAAACAGUUCCUGGUCUUCUUCUUCAGUCGUCUGCGUCCAAAUCAGAGUGGCCGUUAUGAGGAGGACUUCCCCUUCUUGUCCCUGUGUGGCCGUGAGAGGAACUUCCUGCGCUGCGAUGACCGACCUGUAGUCUUCACCCACCUGCUACAGAGCCCUGCAGGGCUGAGGGGGGUCAUGGGAGACCAGGAGCUGCUGUCGUACUGCGGUGCGGCGGAGAAGCUGUCUGUCCCGUUCCGCCCCGAGGCUCUGUACAUGCAUCCCAUCAGCGGGCGGGUUUACCACCCCGGCUCUGAGCGCUUAGGGGGUGUCGGCCUGAUCAGGUCAGCUCUGGCCAUCGAGUUUAGCCCCUUCUUCGUUUAUGCAGCGGAGCAGGGCCAGUCAGGGCAGCCUACACACUUUCUCUGGAAAGGACAAGAGCACGCACUGACCAAUGAGCUUGCAAGAUGCUUCCGCCCAGCAGACCAAGGCAGCAGGCAGCAGGGAGAACUGGAAACAUGACCAGAACAAGUUUUUGCUGACCUGUGAAAUGUCCACAUACCAUCAGCAUUUCAUACUGGCAGUGGGGAAAACACAUACUGUCCCACAGUUGUGAUGUCAGUGUGUUACUGGAAGAUCCCUGGGAAGUCAUGUCCAUUUAACUAAUGUGACGUGUGAGAAGUGGGUUGACAUAUUUAUGAUAAUCCAGAGUGUUUGAUGCAGAUUUCAUAGCUUAAAUCAUUGGUUCCCAUCCAACCUGCAGUGUUUUUAAUAGUGUGACACGUCAAGUGGAACACGGCACUAACAGCACUCCCACGAGUCUGUCUAGUCGUCUUUAGCUCGGCCUGGCAUCUUCACAUUUAAAGAGAAAAGUGAUGAUACGAGAAAAUCCUACUGUUAUGGUUAUUUUAACAACUCAGCUGUUACUUGGCACAUUAGCUACAGAUGGACAAAUAUCAAAUAGUGAAAAACUGUAUCCAGUAUAAUGCAUAAAAAAACUUUGUCAUUUAUAAAAUCAUCUACAGUGGUUGGUUUAUCAAACCUUACAUUAGCUGCAGAAAAUAUACAGUAUUAUAUCUACAAAUUGACAUAUGUAUGAAGUACAACAUUUGAACAAAAAACAUAUUCAUAUGAAUUAUGUAUAACACUGGGAAAUUUUCUGCAAACUGAAAUAUGUUUGGGCAACGACAUCGUGACAACAGUUUCAAGUGUACUGCUGAAGUCCUAGCCCGGUUCUGUGUUGAAUAAAGGAGUCUCUGAAUGGAUUUUCUGUUUUA